ACAUGCUAUGGCAAUUUAGUUAUCAACUAAAUCAGACUUUUUUUUCCUGUAUCGGUCUUGUUGCAGGUGAGGUUUUUGGAGACAGCCCUGACAACAUGCCAGGAUGAGUUGAGCGACUGUAUGCAACAGAUAAAGGGAGUGAAGGGACGCUACGAGAGAGAGCUGGAGACGAGCGCUAAAGAAGUAGAACAUGAAGACCUUGCUUUAAUUUCCUGUGAAACACUUACAACAUUCCAGACACAUUGUGUGAUAUCUGUGGGUGGGAUGUAGUCUGGUCCCAGAUCUGUUUUUGCUCUCUUGCCAACUCCUUGUCACUUCUUCUCAAGCUGAGCAUGACAAUGUGUGGAAUGACCAUUCCAUAAGGAGUGGACAGGAGAGCAGACUGCCACUGAGGAAUUUGGGAACAAUGUGAAGGAUAUGAGACUCCAAAAAAUCUAGGAUAUGAGACAAAAAUUAAAUAUAUUUCUAACUUGUGAAGUGUAUGGAUGAAGACUAGUCAAGUUCAAACAGGCAGUUCCAGUGUUCUCUGUCCCCAGGUGGAGGCUCUGCAGGCGGAGAUGAGGGGUAGCUCUCUGGUGUGUCAGAGCUCCAGUGAGCAGAACUUGCAGCUGCAGCACACCGUCCAGAGACAGCAGACCAUGCUGCAGGAGAGCACCUCCCGUGUGGCAGAGCUAGAGGACAGACAGGCGCUGUUACUUGAGCAGGUGGGACGCUUGGAGAAGGACCUGGAGAAAGAGAAGGUGUUAGCCUUCAAAGAGCUGAAGAGGAGAGACCAGAGAGCCCAGGAGGCCAUAGAGGGACUGCAGGAGGCUAGCCAGCAGGCAGCGAGACAUGAGAGAGAAGCCCUGCAACUCUCCAACUCUGUCACGCAGUUGUCAGAGGACAUGAAUAAGGUUCAGGGAGAGCUGAGUGAGCGAGAGCAGCAGAUGCUGCUUAUACGGAGAGACAGCGACACCAAGGCCGUACAGCUCUCUAAGAUGGAGAAGAUGCUAGCCGAGACUAGAGGAAAGCUGUACAAGAAGACAGAGUCUGGUACGGAAAGUAAAGGGCGGGACAACCGAGACAAUAUGGUCCAGGAUCUGGAGGAGAAGGUGCGUUUCACCAGGAAGGACAGGAGGAGCUCCCUCCACCGCACCCAGCUGCUGGAGAGCCAGAUGAAGACGGUGAAGGGAGAGCUGGUGGACACACUGGACCACCUGCAGGAGCUACGAGACCGGCUGAGAUGCUCACAGGCCAACGCAGAGCAGCGCAAAGUUGACAUGGAGAAACUGCAAGCAGGGAUGAGGGUGAUACACAGUCAGUUGGAGGAGACAUGUAGAGAGUUGGAGCAAAAGAAACAGGAGAUUAUAGACAAAGACACAGAAAUUAAGGAAAGGCAGGAGGAACUUGAACUAAAAUCCCUCCAGCUCAGAAAAUUAGAGGCUGCAGUAGAGAGUCAUACACAGAAGAUGCAGCAGAAGCUCAUCCUCCAACAGGGGACGCUGGAGAUUUCCCAGAGAGAGGCAAAGGAGAGAACCAACCAGGUGGAGUUUCUGAGUGAGAGGCUGGAGUUGAUACAGAAACAACUGCAGGGAAAGGAGGACCUGGAGAAGAAAGCCUUAGUCCAGGGCCAGCAGCUGUUUCUGUGCAGGGAGAAGCUCCAGAGGACAUCUCACAACCAGGAGAUGCAUAGUCGCUGUGAGAGCCUGGCAAUACAGCUAGAAGAAAGUGUUCAGUUAUGCCGUGAAAAGGAGAACCAUGCCAGGCAUAUGGAGGAGGAGCAGGGGAGGAUGGAGGAGCAGGCUGCCCAGACUGAGGCCAGACUCCAGGCCACAGUGGCCUCCCUCAGACUGGAGCUAGACACACUGAGAUGGCUGCAACAGAAUGAGCUGUCAGCUCUACAGGAGAGCCAGGCGGAGGUGCUGAAGGCAUCAGAGUGUGUCUCCUCCACCCUACGCUGCUCCCAGGAUCAGCUGACCUCUGAACUACAGCAUUACAGACUGCAGCUGGAGGAGGCCCAGCACAACACCACCGCCCUGCUGGCAGAACUCAACACCAGAGAACAGCUGCUGCAGAGCACCAGCGAGACCUUGCUCAUCAAGGUAGAGCUGUGAAGGAAUAUCCUCUUGUAUGACUCCAAAUAAACAUCAGCUAAUGUUUAAUUGAUAGUUAAUUAUCUUGGAG
Salvelinus namaycush (lake trout) is the source of this 2163-nucleotide messenger RNA. Its product is annotated as coiled-coil domain-containing protein 18-like. Bases 486 to 2093 code for a protein of 535 amino acids. Lineage: Eukaryota; Metazoa; Chordata; Actinopteri; Salmoniformes; Salmonidae. The transcript is spliced from 10 exons. The record is from RefSeq and is a predicted model, not a curated record.